UCAUCUAAAGCAGUGGUGUUGUCUUUAAUAUUAAUUUUAAUCAUAAAAUGUAUCUUUAUUAACAUUGAAAAACACUAAAAUGUUGUCGUCUUCGAAUGUAUUAACGUUUUUGUUGAUAUCGAUCAAUGUUUUACAAGUUAUACCAAUCCAGUUGCAGCAAGGAGAAGAGCUGAAGGAAAACGUCGUUGAAGAUUCAUCUUUGAAUGAAUGUAUUAGUAUUCAGAGGAAUACGGAAAUAGGAUUCUGUUUUGGAAAGGAAUUAUUGAAUAAUCUUAAUCAGUUUAACGAACAAGACUCUUUCAGUUUGGCUACAGGUGUGUCGUUUGUAAGAGAUGAAAAGACUCCAAGGGAUUUCGCAAGCUUCUUGGACAAGGACCCAAUGGAUUUCCGCACCAUGAUGGAGGAUGCAAGCAACUUGAUCUCUAAGAGGUCACUGCACUGGGAUCUGAGUGCGUUGUACCCUGGGCUAGUGAUGAAAGUUGGACCAACCUUGGCGAACGGUGUUUUGGAAUUUGUUAUGGACCCAAAAGUCAAAGACAGGGCAUAUCAUCAUCAAGGUCAUGGAGAAGUUUCUACUGGACGACUUUUGGCACGAAAUUUAUUAGUGCCUUUCUUGCUUGGCUUCAAGUUCCAACUAUCAACCUUAUUGCCCUUAAUAUUAGGGGUAUUAUUGAUUGCUAGCAAAAAGGCGUUUCUUUUGGCAAAGUUGGCAUUAUUAGCUGUAACCGUAUUCGGAGGAGGGUCCAGUUUUGGGGGAUCUUACGGUGGUGGAUCUUAUGGAGGGUUUCCUGGACCAUCGAUUUCUGCAUAUACUUCUGCCGAAAAUGCUCAUUACCACGAUAUCCAUUCGGGAGGAGGGGGAGGCUACUAUAACAGAAGACCUCACCACGCCGAGUACUAUUAUAGGGAGAAGUCCAACCAGGAGCAGACCACGGCCACUCCUAUAACUCCCGAUGAGCUAAGAGAUAGACUAGAAAGACUGUUUGUUACUAAAAAAGAGUUAGAGGAACCUAGAGACGAAGUAAAAGUCAGAAACGCUAGAAAUUUCGCUUGGACUCCAAUCAAUACUGGUUGAUAAGAAAACAAUAUUUUUAUAGCAAUUUGUAAUUCAUUUAUUUACCGUCUUUGUCAUAAAAAAGUUAAAAUUUAAUCAAUUGAAUACUUUUUGAGAAUACUGGCCAUAUGUCAACGCAUAAAUAAUUCCUAACUCACCUCGUACGAUAUCCACGAGGGUAUUUGGGUGGUCCUUAUGUGUGUGUAUUUGUGCAUAAUCUAUUUAGAAAUCAAAGUUAUAAUUGACAAAACGAAACAAAAUAUUUUAUUGGUUUUAACUUUUUUAUGAAUAGGAGAAUGUAAAAUUUUAAAAGACAUUGAUUAACUUUUACAUUUUGAUCUUUUUCUUGUGUUAUUCAUUAUAUUUUUUAUACAAUUUUAAUACUAGUCAAUCUCGUUAGUAUAGCCUAUACUUAUUUCCAUAAUUUUCACACUUUGCCUCAGCCUAUUAUAAUGGACAAUGUGUUUUCUUUAAAAUAACAAAUAAAUUCAUUUCUCUUAUGGUCUACAAUUUUCAUUGAUUACUUGAACUAAUAUUCAAUUCUUCUUCUUCGUCGAGUCGACCGCUCUAAUCGCAACUUGCAACGUGAUUGGUAACUAGUGCUAGCUUAAAUUAUUUUGGAAUAAAAUUCUGCCACGGCCAGAUACUAACAUUUAAUUAAUAGAUACGAUACUUGUAUACAAUACUAGCUUUUGCCCCCGAGGGCGAAACCGAUUUCGCCGCAUAUAAUUUCCCACGAGCGCAGUUAUUUUUUGAUGAAA
Messenger RNA from Plodia interpunctella (Indianmeal moth), 1815 nucleotides. It is a transcript of the gene Osi10a, whose product is annotated as Osiris 10a. NCBI's taxonomy places the organism in Eukaryota, Metazoa, Arthropoda, Insecta, Lepidoptera, Pyralidae. The record is from RefSeq and is a predicted model, not a curated record. The coding region runs from base 80 to 1075 and encodes 331 amino acids. The transcript is spliced from 4 exons. Gene Ontology annotation, cellular component: membrane.